AUUUCAUUCAAACUAAUGAAUGAGGUUAGGAUCUGACGUUAAGUGACACGUAUUUUGGAGUUGAUUGAAAGCCUAAACUAUAAAAAAAUUAAAUACUCUUCCAUUGAAGCCGAAUAUCUUCAAAAACAUACAGAAUGGCUGCUGUAGAGCAACCUUGUUAUACUCUCAUAAACGUUCCCAUAGAUUCGGAGCCUUACAGUGAAUUACAGCUGAAACAAGACCUGGAAAAGGGAGAUAUAAAAGUGAAAAUUGAAGCCCUGAAAAAAACGAUUCAUAUGAUCCUUGCUGGAGAACGUUUACCUCCAGGUUUGUUAAUGAUUAUUAUUCGGUAUGUUCUCCCUCUGCAAGAUCAUACGGCUAAGAAGUUACUUUUGAUUUUUUGGGAAAUCGUUCCUAAAACUACACCCGAUGGCAAACUACUACAGGAAAUGAUACUUGUUUGUGAUGCUUAUCGAAAAGAUCUUCAACAUCCUAACGAGUUCUUACGUGGUUCAACCUUACGGUUUUUAUGUAAACUGAAAGAGCCAGAACUUCUAGAACCACUGAUGCCAUCUAUAAGGUCCUGUCUAGAACAUAGACAUUCAUAUGUACGAAGGAAUGCAGUUUUGGCUAUUUUCACCAUAUAUCGAAAUUUUGAAGCAUUGAUCCCAGAUGCUCCAGAACUCAUAUCGAAUUAUUUGGAUGGUGAACAAGAUAUGUCAUGUAAGAGAAAUGCAUUUUUGAUGCUUCUCCAUGCAGAUCAAGAGAGGGCGCUCUCUUAUUUGGCAUCAUGCUUAGAUCAAGUAACUUCAUUUGGAGAUAUCUUACAAUUAGUCAUUGUUGAAUUGAUUUACAAAGUCUGUCAUAAUAAUCCUUCUGAGAGGUCCAGAUUUAUCAGGUGUAUUUACAACUUGUUAAACUCCAGCAGUCCUGCCGUAAGAUAUGAAGCCGCAGGAACCCUUGUCACACUUUCUACAGCUCCCACAGCAAUCAAAGCAGCGGCUAGCUGCUACAUUGAACUCAUAAUCAAAGAGAGCGAUAACAAUGUUAAACUGAUUGUGUUAGAUAGGCUGAUUGCUCUUAAGGAACAUCCAACUCACGAAAAGGUUCUUCAAGAUUCGGUCAUGGAUAUAUUGAGGGUUCUAGCUAGUCCAGACCUUGAGGUCCGAAAGAAAACCCUAGCUCUAGCAAUGGACUUAGUUUCCUCUAGAAAUAUUGAAGAAAUGGUUUUGGUGCUGAAGAAAGAAGUAUCCAAAACACAUGAUGUAGAGCAUGAAGAUACAGGAAAGUACAGACAGUUGCUAGUUCGUACUCUACAUCAGUGUUGCAUCAAGUUCCCCGAUGUAGCAGUUUCUGUUGUCCCCGUUUUGGUAGAAUUCCUAUCUGAUACAAAUGAAUUAGCUGCUACAGAUGUGAUGAUCUUCAUCAGAGAAGUGAUUCAGAAGUUUGGAAAUCUACAACCUCUAAUCAUCGAAAAAUUAUUAGAAACGUUCAGCGAUAUAAAGAGCGUUAAAGUUCAUCGCGCCGCUCUCUGGAUUCUCGGCGAGUAUGCUGCAACUUCUGCGGAUAUUGAAGUUGUAAUGAAACAAAUCAUAACUAAUUUGGGGGAAGGGGCACUUGUAGAUCUUGAGCAGAAAUUGGUAUCUGGUGAGGAAGAAACUCAAUCGAAUAAUAGUGUCCAGCAAACGCAGCAAACCACUUUGGUUACAUCUGACGGAACUUAUGCUACUCAGUCUAUCUUCAGUACUUCACAAAAACCCAAAAAGGAAAAACGGCCACCCUUAAGACAGUAUCUUAUGGACGGCGACUUUUUCAUUGGAGCAUCUGUGGCCUCUACCGUAACAAAAUUGGCAUUGAGAUACAGCGAAUUGACUAAUGUCAGCCUUAAACAGAAAAACCGUUUUGAUGCAGAAGCAAUGCUGUGCAUGGCCGGCAUUAUUCAUCUUGGUAAAUCAGGAUUGCCAGCUAAAGCCAUCACAAAUGAUGACAGAGACCAUAUACUAUUUUGCCUCAGAGCUCUUUCCGAUCGUUCUCCGUCUAUCUUGCACAUUUUCUCUGAAUUGUGUCGAUUGUCCUUGAACGAGAUGCUCUUGGCAAAAGAAAAAGAAGAAGCUUCUAAUCAAAAAGCAAAGGAGAAACUCGGUAAAAUUAUUCAAGCGGAUGAUGCAAUCAACUUUAUGCAACUUCAAACAGAUAAAUCAAAUGAGCUUGGGGAGAAUAUGUUUGAAACUUCUUUAUCUCAAGCCUUGGCUGGUGGAAGAAUUGGAGGAUCAGACGGAGCAUCGGCAGUUAACAAGCUCAAUAAAGUAACCCAAUUGACAGGUUUCUCUGAUCCAGUUUACGCAGAGGCCUAUGUCCAUGUCAACCAAUAUGACAUUGUCCUCGAUGUUUUGAUUGUGAACCAAACCAACGAUACACUCCAGAAUUGCACAUUGGAACUGGCAACUUUGGGUGAUUUGAAGCUGGUCGAAAAACCACAGCCUGUGGUAUUGGCACCUAGAGAUUUCUGCAACAUCAAAGCCAAUGUUAAAGUUGCAUCCACAGAGAAUGGUAUCAUAUUUGGGAAUAUUGUUUACGACAUAACUGGCGCCGCUUCGGAUAGAAACGUUGUCGUUCUGAAUGACAUUCAUAUUGAUAUUAUGGAUUAUAUCAUUCCAGCUACUUGCAGCGAUACUGAAUUCAGACAGAUGUGGGCUGAAUUUGAGUGGGAGAAUAAGGUCUCUGUGAAUACUACACUCACAGAUCUUGCGGAAUACCUGAAACAUCUAGUGAAAAGUACGAAUAUGAAAUGUCUCACACCGGAAAAAGCUCUUUCUGGACAGUGUGGAUUCAUGGCAGCCAAUAUGUAUGCGAAGUCUAUAUUUGGAGAAGAUGCUUUAGCCAAUCUGAGCAUAGAGAAGCCAUUCAACAAACCAGAUGCUCCAGUGACAGGACAUAUUCGUAUUAGAGCAAAAAGCCAGGGAAUGGCUCUCAGUUUGGGAGAUAAGAUCAAUAUGACUCAGAAGGUACAACAAAGUAAAGUUGUAGUUGCUGCUUGAAGUAAAAUAUAAGAAAUAUAAUUUUUAUAUGGUAUGAUGUAUCAUGCUUUCAUACAUAGUAUUGUAUUUAUCCUGUGUUAACUAAAUCUUUAUCAAAUAUAUUUGUUCAUUUUAAA
Molecule: messenger RNA, 3133 nt
Organism: Coccinella septempunctata (seven-spotted ladybird)
Lineage: Eukaryota; Metazoa; Arthropoda; Insecta; Coleoptera; Coccinellidae
Gene: betaCOP
Product: coatomer subunit beta
Exons: 12
Coding region: 135-3017 (960 amino acids)
Biological process (GO): intracellular protein transport; endoplasmic reticulum to Golgi vesicle-mediated transport; intra-Golgi vesicle-mediated transport
Cellular component (GO): COPI vesicle coat; cytoplasm
Molecular function (GO): structural molecule activity
Source: RefSeq, a predicted model, not a curated record